AUGUCGAAGAAAUACGGUCCUGUAGUCCGAUUGAAGCUAGGAAGUGUAUCUUUGGUUGUCGUUUCUUCAGACGAAACUGCAAGACAGAUUCUCAAAGUUCACGAUUUCCAGACUUGCAGCCGACCCAAAUUGUUAGCCACAGGCGUUUUCUCUUACAAUUAUCUUGAUAUAGGUUUUACUCCUUUUGGCGAAUACUGGAAGGAGGUCCGCAAGAUUAGCGUUCAUGAGCUUUUCAGCAACAGUAGAGUCCAGUCAUUUAGGUACAUCAGAGAGGAAGAGGUUGCUUCACUCGUUCAAUCAAUCUCUCAAUCUGCUGCUUCCAAGUCUCCUGUGGAUUUAACCGAUAAGCUGUUUUUCCUUAUAGCGAAUAUGAUACUGAGGGUUGCAUUCGGAGGCAAAUUUGAGAAGAAUAAAUGCGAGAGCGGCGUGUUUCAAAGGAAUGUCAAGGAAACGACGUCACUUAUGGGAUCCUUCGCUGCUUCUGAUUUCUUUCCUUGUGUUGGAUGGAUUGUUGAUAGGCUCACAAGUCUCCAUGGUAGGCUCCAGAAGAGUGCACAAGAACUGGAUGCUUUUCUGCAAGAGACAAUUGAUAAGUAUGAAGGACAUAAGGUAGAAGAAGGGAAGGAGGAUAUCAUUGAUGUGCUCUUAAAGAUAGAGAAGCAGCAGAAGGAACAAGGUUCUGUUACUCUCACCGUAGAUAUAUAA
Molecule: messenger RNA, 705 nt
Organism: Carica papaya (papaya)
Lineage: Eukaryota; Viridiplantae; Streptophyta; Magnoliopsida; Brassicales; Caricaceae
Source: RefSeq, a predicted model, not a curated record